AUUGAAUUCCAGACCAACCUGGUGCCUUACCCACGGAUACACUUCCCCCUCACCACCUAUGCCCCCAUCAUCUCUGCAGAGAAAGCCUAUCACGAGCAGCUCUCGGUGCCCGAGAUCACCAACGCUUGCUUUGAGUUCUCCAACCAGAUGGUGAAGUGUGACCCUCGCCGGGGCAAGUACAUGGCCUGCUGCCUGCUGUACCGGGGUGACGUGGUGCCCAAGGACGUCAACGCGGCCAUCGCGGCCAUCAAAACGCGCCGCUCCAUCCAGUUUGUGGACUGGUGCCCCACGGGCUUCAAGGUGGGCAUCAACUACCAACCUCCCACCGUGGUGCCCGGUGGGGACCUGGCCAAGGUGCAGCGCGCUGUGUGCAUGCUGAGCAACACCAUGGCCAUCGCCGAGGCCUGGGCACGCCUGGACCACAAGUUUGACCUGAUGUAUGCCAAGAGAGCCUUUGUGCACUGGUACGUAGGGGAGGGCAUGGAGGAGGGUGAGUUCUCAGAGGCCAGGGAGGACCUGGCUGCCCUGGAGAAGGAUUAUGAGGAGGUUGGAAGGGACUCGGCUGAUUAA
Melopsittacus undulatus (budgerigar) is the source of this 570-nucleotide messenger RNA. Its product is annotated as tubulin alpha-3 chain-like. The annotation marks the transcript as partial. Gene Ontology annotation, molecular function: GTP binding; structural constituent of cytoskeleton. NCBI's taxonomy places the organism in Eukaryota, Metazoa, Chordata, Aves, Psittaciformes, Psittaculidae. The transcript has a single exon. Gene Ontology annotation, cellular component: microtubule; cytoplasm. The record is from RefSeq and is a predicted model, not a curated record. Gene Ontology annotation, biological process: mitotic cell cycle; microtubule cytoskeleton organization.